Molecule: messenger RNA, 1573 nt
Organism: Rubroshorea leprosula
Lineage: Eukaryota; Viridiplantae; Streptophyta; Magnoliopsida; Malvales; Dipterocarpaceae
Source: the annotation of a GenBank genome assembly
CUCUUCCCACACACAACACACAACCGAUUGGAUAGAUAGCUUAAAAAUUUCAACAUCUCCAGCUCCGUCAACAAACCGCUGCGACUCAGGCAAAAACUUUUCCUCAAAUCUCCAUCUGCAACUGUAUAUCUCUGUUACUGAAGGGAAGAGCAGAGAGGGAUGGAAUCCACGGAGUCGUCUUACGUUUCAUCACCGGAGGGGCUGAGGAACAGAUCUCCACCUCCGCAGCCGAAAUCUCCUGAUUCAGAUCAUGUGGAGAAAUCCACAUAUGUCAGGUUCCUUGUGUCCAAUGCUGCAGCUGGUUCUGUCAUUGGAAAGGGUGGCUCAACAAUUACUGAAUUUCAGUCAAAGUCAGGAGCUCGAAUUCAGUUGUCUCGCAGUCAUGAGUUUUUCCCAGGAACAUCAGAUAGGAUUAUUAUGAUCUCAGGGACAAUUGACGAUGUACUCAAAGCUUUGGAACUUAUCCUAGCUAAAUUGUUGAGUGAGCUAAAUGUUGAUGAUGGAGAUGAUGCUGAACCAAGAACAAAAGUGAGGCUAAUUGUUCCCAAUAGCUCUUGUGGCAGUAUAAUUGGGAAAGGAGGGUCUACAAUAAAGUCGUUUAUUGAAGAUUCCCAAGCUGGCAUUAAGAUUUCCCCUCAGGAUAAUAAUUAUUACGGGUUGAAUGACAGGCUAGUGACAUUGACUGGCACUCUAGAUGAGCAGAUGCGAGCAUUUGAAUUGAUUCUGCCCAAGCUAGCUGAAGAUCCUCAUUACUCACAGAAUAUUCAUGCUCCAUUUUCAUAUGCAGCAGCAUACAAUGCAAUGAACUAUGCACCAAAUGGGGCUGGAGGAGCAAAAUUUCAGAAUCAGAAGGAGGACUAUAGCAACUCUGUAACAAUUGGUGUUGCCGAUGGACACAUUGGUUUGGUUCUUGGUCGUGGUGGAAGGAACAUUAGCGAAAUUAGUCAGGUUAGCGGAGCCAGGAUAAAGAUAUCAGAUAGAGGAGAUUUCAUGUCAGGAACAACAGAUAGGAAAGUCACAAUCACAGGAUCACAGAGAGCAAUUCGUCAAGCAGAGUCCAUGAUAAUGCAAAAGGUAGCUAAUGCUUCUGAGAGGAUGAUGGAUUAGUUUUCUGAUUAUUGAAAUCAUUCUUGUUGAGAGUUCUUUUUGAUGGACCUACUUACAAGUUACAACUUCCCAGUCGUAUAGUUGAUUAGAAACAUGUCCAAAUUCAUUCCCGCAUGUCAACUGUCAAGUUGGUGUGGGUGACAAAUCUGAAAAUGGGGAUGCCAGUUACAAGAAACGGGAAAUUUUAAUCGGCAGAGCCUUUUAAUGGAGAUUCUUCUCAGGUUAUGAACUAUAUUCAUUCAGAAAAACACAAAAGAGAGAGAUGCUGUUGUAAUAGCCCGUAAUAUUGCUUGACAGAAUAUUAAAAUUAGCUUCAUUUAUUUCAAUUUAUAGUUGCAACUUCUAAAGUUAUUAGCAAUAUAUUGUUAUUUCUGAUUAGUGAUUCUGUAAGAUGCUUUGGCGAAAAUCUGAUUUGUAAGAUGUCUGUUGAUAACUAUUCUUGGUGAAUCUACUUUUGUGGGGAAUC